GUAAAAUACCUCGCCUCGCCGCCUAUAAGAAAGGUCCCUCUCCGUUUCUUCAAACUUUAGUUCUAGAGCCCACCAAAGAAAAAACAAAUACCGGAUAGAUAUUAAAGCAUUUUCCUCGUCGACUUAAAAAAUAGAACAAAAAGGUUCUUCCUUUUCGCAGCUCCAUCGUCCACCAACCUCCUCCGAUUCGGCCGUCGUAGCGUAUAGCCGAAUUGCCCCACUCCAGGACUCUCGCCAGCUUCUCCGGCCGACUAGAGGCUGUUUCCGGCGAGUGCUCGGCUGAUCUCCUCCGCGCGGCUGAGGAGAUCACGCGGUCUCGCUCGGGGGGGCUGGGGCGUGCAUGAUGGGACUUUGGUUGAUUCCGACGAUGGAGACUCCGGCGAGGCUUCUGUGGAGCACCAGCUUCUUCCGCCACAAAAUCGCCGACAUGCUUGCAUCCUCCUCCUGCUUCUUAUAGAUCCCACCCCUCGACGUCGUCGCCGGCAGCUAGCUCGCUAGCUUCUGUACAUACGUCGACGCCAUAUCUAGCUAGUCUCUUCAUCCAGUCCCGAUAAGUGAUAACUAAUAAUUAGGAGCUUGCUUCGACGACCUUGCAUUGGUCCAUGGAGUCCGGACGGCUCAUCUUCAACGCGCCCGGCUCCGGCGCCGGGCAGAUGCUCUUCCUGGACUGCGGCGCAGGCGGUGGUCCCGGCGGCGGCUUGUUGCAUCGAGUCAUGAAGGCGGGAGACCGAUGCUUGGCCUUGAAGAAGGGCGCGGCGUAAAACGGCCCUUCUACACCUCGCCCGACGAGCUCCUCGAGGAGGAGUACUACGACGAGCAGCUGCCGGAGAAGAAGCGCCGCCUGACGCCGGAGCAGGUGCACCUGCUGGAGAGGAGCUUCGAGGAGGAGAACAAGCUGGAGCCGGAGCGCAAGACGGAGCUGGCGCGCAAGCUGGGCCUGCAGCCCCGGCAGGUGGCCGUGUGGUUCCAGAACCGGCGCGCCCGGUGGAAGACCAAGCAGCUGGAGCGCGACUUCGACCGCCUCAAGGCCUCCUUCGACGCCCUCCGCGCGGACCACGACGCCCUUCUCCAGGACAACCACCGCCUCCGCUCACAGGUGGUGUCGUUGACCGAGAAGCUGCGAGAGAAGGAGGCGACGGAGGGCGACGCCAACGGCGCCGCGGCGGCGUUGCCGGCGGUGGGCGUUGUCAGGGCUUCCGUGGCCGAUGACGUCGAGGAACCGGAGCCGGAGCCGGAGCCGGAGGCAGAGGCGGCGGCGUUCGAGGAGCGGCAGGUGAAGUCCGAGGACAGGCUGAGCACGGGCAGCGGCGGGAGCGCGGUGGUGGACGCGGCGGACGCGCUGUUGUACAACGGCAGGAUCGGCGGCGCGGCCGUCGAUAGCAGCGUCGAGUCGUACUUCCCCGGCGCCGAGGUCCAGGACCAGUACCACGGCUGCGGGACGAUGGGUCCAGUAACCCACGGCGCUGGAGGCAUCCAGUCGGACGACGACGACGGCGCCGGCAGCGACGAGGGAUGCAGCUACUACGCCGACGAAGAAGCCGCCGCCGCGUUCCUCUCCGAACACACCCACCACGCGGACGGCGACGACGAGGACGCCGGCCAGGUCAGCUGGUGGUGGAUGUGGAACUAGCAGAGCAAUCUUCCCGCGGGGACCGACCGCCAAAUCUCGUGCCAAAAAAAAAUUACUGUAUGCAUUUUCGCAUGUGUAAUAGCUGUGAGUGAAAGUGAAACCGAUAGCGCGUUCUGUCCGAAUUUUUUGUUUUUUUAGCUCCUUUUGCGAUAAAAAUUUACGUUUAGACCCCAGAAAUUUUAUUUGCGAGUUUAGACC
Molecule: messenger RNA, 1828 nt
Organism: Zea mays
Lineage: Eukaryota; Viridiplantae; Streptophyta; Magnoliopsida; Poales; Poaceae
Exons: 4
Coding region: 731-1630 (299 amino acids)
Biological process (GO): positive regulation of DNA-templated transcription
Cellular component (GO): nucleus
Molecular function (GO): sequence-specific DNA binding; DNA-binding transcription factor activity, RNA polymerase II-specific
Source: RefSeq, a predicted model, not a curated record